This is a messenger RNA of Aspergillus mulundensis, 1359 nucleotides long. RefSeq lists its product as uncharacterized. NCBI's taxonomy places the organism in Eukaryota, Fungi, Ascomycota, Eurotiomycetes, Eurotiales, Aspergillaceae. The record is from RefSeq and is a predicted model, not a curated record. Gene Ontology annotation, molecular function: RNA polymerase II C-terminal domain binding. The transcript has 3 exons. Gene Ontology annotation, biological process: mRNA 3'-end processing. Bases 1 to 1359 code for a protein of 452 amino acids. Gene Ontology annotation, cellular component: RNA polymerase II, holoenzyme.
AUGGCUUAUACGGAUGACUCGGUGAAGGCGAAGCUGUCCGCGCUCAAUGAGACCCAGGAAGGCAUUGUCACUGUCGCGCAAUGGGUCAUGUUUCACAGGUAUGAUCCGGUCGAAGAUGCACCUACUGCCAACUCACCAACAUAUGAACUGAAUUCUAGGCGUCACGCCGAACGUACCGCACAACUCUGGCUCCAGAAACUCCGCGAUUCCCCUGCCGCAAAACGCCUUAACUUGAUAUACCUCGCAAACGAGGUUGCGCAGCAGUCAAGGGCACGGCGAAAGGAGGACUUUCUUAUUGCAUUCUCGCCUGUUAGUACUUAUAGAAUGGACACCGAUGAGAAAGCCCGUGCUAACACGAUUCAGAUCAUCGCCGAAGCCGUGGCAACCGCAUACAAGGGAUCAUCAAAUGAUAUCCAGCAGAAAAUUAGACGUGUGGUCGAGGUUUGGAGGCAACGGAAUAUCUUCGAGUCUCCAAUUCAGGAUGCCGUUGAGGCUCGAGUGGAUGAAAUUGAUAAAUCGCGCUCUACCGGCAAGAAACCGCUGCUCGGCGGUUCGUUGUUUUCGGGCCCGUCGGGUUCAACUCCAUCGGAGUUGCAACCGCUAGUUCCGCUCCAGGUAGCACUAUCGAAGGCGGCGGUUGCAUCUGGUACAUCAGGCACAACUGCCAAUGUGGAAUACGAUAAGAUGAACGACCCGAAUGCCCCAUUGCCAACCCCGCCUGUACAUGCGGCUCGCCUCAGUUCACUUUUGAAAAGCCUGGCAAAUGCUGAGAGUUCGGUGUCAGAGGUUAUCAAGUCACGCCGUGCCCUUAUUGAUGGGUUAGAGAAACUUCUUGAGACCAAUCGUACAGCCCUGUCACAAGAAGAGGCCCUGGCGCUCCAAUUACAGGACAGGAGAGCAGAGACCGAAGCGAAGAAGCGCGAUGUUGAGGAUGCGAUAAUGCGAGGGCUGUCCGCAGAGAAUACUCCAGCAGCGGACUUGGGAGGUACUAGCCUAGGCGGCGAAGCCACUUCUCGUCCGGCGGUCGAAGGGCUUACGCCCCCUCCAGUUGAAGCCAUAACUCCGAUCGGCUCCCCGAAUCAACAGCCACAAGACACAGCCUUGGAUGCCGAAAACGGAGCACAGACCAUCGGCGGAUUCUCUUUGGCUUUUGACCAAACACCUGAUGCUUCCAUCCCUGGGCUAAGCGGGCUGCGCCAACCUUCCUAUGGAGAACUCGGGGUAGAAAACGUGAAUGGAUCCCACACCAAGAAAAGGAAAGUCACUCACGGAGAAGAGGACUACGCUCAGUUUGCGGGCGGGGAUCUAGAUGCGGACGUUGCGGAGCUGCUGAACCAAGAGAGCAAUGCUCAGAGUUGA